AUGAAGUUUGUCAUUCUGGUAGCUGUGUUUGGGCUCAGCCUCGCCCAGCACAACCCCCACCUCAAAGAUGGAAGAACGGCCAUUGUCCAUCUCUUUGAGUGGCGCUGGGCCGACAUCGCUGCAGAGUGUGAACGCUUCUUGGGUCCCAGUGGCUUUGGAGGUGUUCAGAUCUCUCCUCCAAAUGAGCACAUUUUGGUGAACGGUCCCUUUAGACCCUGGUGGCAGAGAUACCAACCAAUUGGCUACAACUUGUGCUCCAGAUCCGGCAAUGAGAACGAACUGAGGGACAUGAUCACCAGAUGCAACAAUGUUGGGGUCAACAUCUAUGUGGAUGCUGUCAUCAAUCAUAUGUGUGGAGCUGGUGGUGGAGAGGGAACCCACUCCUCAUGUGGCAGCUGGUUCAGUGCCAACAGGAAGGACUUCCCUACUGUCCCCUUUUCUCACUCUGACUUCAAUGACUACAAGUGCCACACUGGCAGUGGAAAUAUUGAGAACUAUGGUGAUGUCAAUCAGGUGCGUGACUGUCGUCUGGUUGGUCUGUUGGACCUUGCCUUGGAGAAAGAUUAUGUUAGGGGCAAGGUGGCUGACUACAUGAACAAGCUGAUUGAUAUGGGUGUAGCUGGAUUCAGAGUGGAUGCCUGCAAGCACAUGUGGCCUGGUGACUUGUCUGCUGUCUACGGUCGUCUGCACAACCUCAACACCAGAUGGUUCUCUGGUGGCUCCAGACCCUUCAUCUUCCAAGAGGUUAUUGAUCUGGGAGGUGAGCCCAUCACAUCUGGACAGUACACCCAUCUUGGAAGAGUGACUGAGUUCAAAUAUGGCGCCAAACUGGGAACUGUCUUCAGAAAAUGGAAUGGCGAAAAGCUGUCUUACACCAAGAACUGGGGAGAGGGAUGGGGCUUCAUGGCCAAUGGCAAUGCUCUGGUGUUUGUUGACAACCAUGACAACCAGAGAGGUCAUGGUGCUGGUGGUGCAUCCAUUGUUACCUUCUGGGACUCCAGACUCUACAAGAUGGCUGUUGGCUACAUGCUGGCUCAUCCUUAUGGAGUAACCAGGGUUAUGUCUAGCUUCCGCUGGAACCGCAACAUCGUGAAUGGAAAAGAUCAGAAUGACUGGAUGGGCCCUCCCAGCCAUGGUGAUGGAUCCACCAAGCCCGUUCCCAUCAACCCUGACCAGUCUUGUGGAGAUGGAUGGGUGUGUGAGCACAGAUGGCGUCAGAUCAAGAACAUGGUCAUUUUCCGUAAUGUGGUCAAUGGACAGCCUCAUUCCAACUGGUGGGACAACGGAAGCAACCAGGUUGCCUUUGGACGUGGUGAUCGUGGUUUCAUCGUCUUUAACAAUGAUGACUGGAACCUGGAUGUGACCCUGAACACUGGCAUGCCUGGUGGUACCUACUGUGAUGUCAUUUCUGGUCAGAAGGAAGGAAGCAGGUGCACUGGGAAGCAGAUCCAAGUUGGUGGUGAUGGCCGAGCCCACUUCAAAAUCAGCAACAGAGAUGAAGACCCCUUUGUUGCCAUCCAUGCUGAAUCUAAGCUGUGA
Acanthochromis polyacanthus (spiny chromis) is the source of this 1539-nucleotide messenger RNA. RefSeq names its product alpha-amylase. Gene Ontology annotation, molecular function: cation binding; alpha-amylase activity. Lineage: Eukaryota; Metazoa; Chordata; Actinopteri; Pomacentridae. Gene Ontology annotation, biological process: carbohydrate metabolic process. The transcript is spliced from 9 exons. The coding region runs from base 1 to 1539 and encodes 512 amino acids. The record is from RefSeq and is a predicted model, not a curated record.